AUGGUGAGCGAUAACAAGGAAAACAAGGAGAAUACGCCACCGGUCCCUGGCAGAGGGUUGAGUUCAAGUCCAGGCGAUGGGUCUGGGCUUGGAGCAGGAGCUGGUGAACCAGAAGCUGGUUCUGGAGCUAGUGCUGGCUCAGAAGAUUCGGGACCUGGUAUGAAGUCGAACAAUCCCUUCCUUAAGCCAAAGCCUGCGCCGUUGAUGCCAGACUCCAUCGUGAAAGAACUUCCAUAUAAAACACUCAACCGAAUCAUUAACGACAUCAAAUGGACUAUUCCCUACAAGGAAUACAUAUCCCUUUUGCAACAGGGAGAAGACGCCGCUGGCCCAGUAUCCAGUUCGGCAACUUUACUCAACUCGAAGCCCAUAGAGUACUCCAAAAAGCUCUCUCAGUUGGCCAAGCUUUACCCCAACGAUCGCAUGGAUUGCAUGAUUUUGAAUAACUCAUUGAAGUAUGCCCCCAGCGUGGAAGUUGUGGAUGCAGAUGGUGACUCGUCCGGUAGAUCUAUGACCGUAUUAAGAGGCUUGUUGGUGAAUGCAGCCAAAAAGUCCGCAAAGCAGCCUGUCUUGUAUCAUUUCCAGAUUUGCAUCUUAGAAGUAAAGCCGUCAGCCAACAGCAAUGUCAUACAGACUCCGGUGGAUAAGAGAGCCUACCACAUCAUUCCUAAAGCCAUUAUUCCUCAAGAAGCAGUGGACUACUUUGAGCCGUAUUCUUCCGCACCAGACUCCGUCAUAGAUGAUGCCUUUUUCAAAGCUUCCAACCUGCCAAACGACCACUUCAUUCGAACCACAGUAUUCCAGGGAGAGUUUCUGCACGCUGAUUUCAACCCACUCUUCAAUCAAGAUAUUAUUAAGUCCAGAUACCUUAAAGCAGUCUCAAAGUACCCACAGGCCAACUUGUCCCCUGAAACGAUCCCCAACUCAAUAAAUUGCUUCAAUACCUUGUUGAAAGUGUUGAGGGGUCCCUUGCUUAUUGGACCAGGGGAUCAAAUGAAAACUAUUAACCUAAACAACCCAUCAUUGAACUCUCAAAUUGAUAUACAAUUGCUUUUCAAUAAGCUUUCGUUCACUAUAAAUGAAGAGGAAUUGAUUCCACCAAACCUUUUGGGGGAUCAGAUUUUGAGGCAAAGUUACAUCAGAAAGAUUUUGGAAAUCAUAUACAUAGCACACAAUCUUAGUGGAACAGGUUCAGGAGCAGUGAACGAUUUUGCCAGCUCUAUUUCCUUUAGCAACAACCUUUCACUAGUUUACCGUACUUUCAACGAAGUAAACCAGCACCUCUGCUCUUCAUUUGGAAAUAAUGAAGUGGACAAUCAACUCCCUUACCUUAUCGACUUGAGCGUCUGUGCAUUUUUCCAAGAUGAAAUGAUAAUAAGAAGUUUUGAAAAUACUUGGAAAUCAGAUAAAGUUAAUAAGCUACAGUAUAUUGACUCACUAAAGGAAUUGAUUCAGUUCAGAACAACGCUGUCCAACUUAAGGACUAGUAAAUUGAAUACAUACUUCCAAACCAAUGGUCUUCAUGGGAGACAAGACUACAUAAAUGCGUUGAAGGCAAUUGGGAUCGUAGGUAUUCCAGGAGAUGAUUUAAGUAAAGUUGAUGACGAUUUCAUCGUCGCAAUGUACUUAACUACUUUCAAAAAUGACCCCAAAAAUUACACAUAUUUCAAUAAGAACCUUCAAACGAUUCAAGAAAUAAGAUCUUCGGAAGUGAUUAAAAGCUUCCUUGAAAAUGAAAUACUACCUUUAAAUAUCGCAUUAGCAGAAUUAAGUAUUGAAGAAGUUACUGAAGAUGAAGUGGUUAUUACGGCCUAUGAAUUCAAAAGAGAAGAUUUAAUGUCCAGCGGCGGUUCCAUCGAUGAAAUCAAGUAUUUUGAUAAAGCUCUCUUGUCAGUAGCAGUUAAUAGAAAGAGUUAUCUCUUGAUGAAUUACAUCGACGAUAAUAUGCCCAGCUUAUUGAAGGAAUAUAAUAGUACUGCCACCACAGCGGAUUGCUUUGCCAACUUGGGAUGCUCACCAAAUAGCAACGACUUUGAAAUCAUACUUGCCUUUCAAAAGAAAUUACUUGAUACUAAUAGUGAUAUUAGAAACUUGAGGCAAUACCUCAAAAUCAUCAUAGAAAGUAAGAAAUCGAAAUUGUUAGAGAGAUUUUUGUCAACAGGACAGAUCGAUGUUUCGUUACUCCCUGCAGAAAAUUGGCCAGCCGGAUUGGACAAUAUUGGUAAUACGUGUUAUUUGAAUUCAUUAUUACAAUAUUAUUUCGUCUUAAAGCCAUUGAGAGAGAUGAUAUUAGGGUUCAAUGAAAAUGAGGAAAUAAAUCAAGAAAGUGAUAUUGUAAGGAAGAUUGGGGGAAGAAUUGUUGAAAAGAGUGAAACUGUAAGAUCUAAUCAAUUCAUUUAUCAAUUGCAAGCUUUAUUUCACGACAUGAUACACAGCGAGAAAAGAUGCGUACAACCAAGUAAAGAGUUAGCCUUUUUAGCAUUUUCCCCGUCGUCCCAGCAAGUAACCUUUACAGAUGGAAACAAAGAAGGCGAUUCGCAUGAUAUUGAAAUUUUAGAUGCAGAAAAUGAUGGUGAUGUUGACGAUGAUGUUGAAAUUUUGGACACUAGUCCAAUUAUGGUUUCUUCUCAAUCUCCGUCACCACCUCCACUUAUACAAGACGUUGAUGAAAUGGAUGUUGAUAGUAUUGAAGUUUCAGAGCCAAAUAAGGAGGUAGUAAAGGAAAUAGAGAAAAACAAGAAUGGAAGCAAGAUUCUUACUAUUUCAACUGAUACAAUGGAUUCCACUAUUGAAAUGGGAAGACAGCAGGAUGUAACUGAAUGUAUUGAAAAUGUGACCUUUCAAAUUGAAUCCGCCUUGAAACCAGAAAAGUUAGAUAGUGAUGGUGAACAGUAUGAUCUUAUCAAAAAGCUAUUCUAUGGAAAGACCAAACAGAAAAUCACUCCAUUGAACCCUGACUCUACGAACAAGGAGAGAACUUCAAUUGAAAGGUUUUCUUCAUUGAUUAUCAAUGUUAGUGAUCAUCCAAAAGAUAUCUAUGAUUCCUUGGAUAACUACUUCAGUGAAGACUUAGUUAAAUUGGAAGACGGUGAAGUAAAAAAAUCUUUAACUAUCUCAGAAUUGCCAGAGAUUUUACAAUUCCAUGUGCAAAGAGUUUUGUUCGACCGUGAAAAGCUUAUGCCUUACAAAUCUUUAGAGCCAAUCCCAUUUAGUGAGAAGAUUUAUGUGGAUAGGUACUUGGAUACUGAAGACCCAGAAAUCUUAAAGAAGAGGAACGAGGUGUUCAAAUGGAAGUAUGAAAUCAACGACUUAUUGGAGAAGAAGGAAAAGGUAACCAAAAAGGAAAGUGGCUCGCAGAUGACUAUUAUUGAUACAUUGUUAACUGCUAAUAGAUACUUGCGUCAAAGGUUGGAGCUGCAAAAGGAGAAUGUCAGCGAAGGUGGAGUUGACAUGGAAGUGGAAGUGGAAGGUGAAGAAAAAUUCAUUAAUGAAGAGAAUCAAACCUCAGAAGAUAGAGUUGCUCCUGAAGUUGGAGAAGCUACUACUGAAGGUGAGCAAACUGAGGAGAAUCUAGCUACUCCACAAAUUAUUAACUCUAUAGAAAACAAGAUUAGCGAGCUCAGACAGGAAGUCAAGGAUAUUGAUAGCAAACUUUUAGACCUUAAAGAAAAGGUAUCCAACCAAUUUAAAGAUUAUAAUCAAGUUGGAUACUCUGUCUUUGCCAUUUUCAUACAUCGUGGGGAAGCAAGUUAUGGGCAUUAUUGGAUCUACAUUAAGGAUCCUCAACGUAAUGUUUUCAGGAAGUAUAAUGAUGAAACUGUGACUGAAGUACCAUUCAGUGAAGUUAUGAAUUUCGAAGAGGGAAACACUGCCACUCCGUAUUACAUUGUCUAUGUGAAAGAUCUGCUUGAAGAGGAGUACAUUCAACCAUUGAAGAGGAAUAUCACCAAAAAUUGA
Dujonia railenensis is the source of this 3957-nucleotide messenger RNA. NCBI's taxonomy places the organism in Eukaryota, Fungi, Ascomycota, Pichiomycetes, Serinales, Debaryomycetaceae. The record is from the annotation of a GenBank genome assembly.